GGAUACAAAUAAACUUGAAAACCAACCAACUUUAUCAGUUUGCUCAAACCCCAUUUCCUCAGUGGCUUCUUCUACUAUGGCCCGUCUGGCAAACUUCAAUGGAGUCUCUGAAACUCUGCCAGGCAUUGCAAAGUUUCCCAGCAUUCGACGAACCCAAAAGAGAGUAAAAAAAAUUGGAUUCCUAUGCAAGAAAACCGAUGAUGAUUCGCAACAACACUCACUGCAAACUACAAGAAGGCUAGCACUCGGCCUUGCCUCCAUUACACUUGUUGGGAACAGCUGCAAUGGAGUCUCUCUUGCUGAGGAGAAUAGGUUCUGGCUCGAUGGCCCUUUACCUGUUCCUUCUGUGUAUAACAAUAUCGCGAAUGAGAAGACGGGUACUCGUUCGUUUCUUAAAAAAGGAGUUUACAUAGCAGAUAUUCCUACCAAAGGCAGAAUGUAUAGGCUAAGGAAAUAUGCAUUUGAUCUCCUGGCUAUGGAGGAUUUGAUCGGACAAGAUACGCUGAACUAUGUCCAGAAGUAUCUUCGACUCAAAUCCACCUUCAUGUACUAUGAUUUCGACAAAGUUAUCUCCGCAGCACCAGUUGCUGACAAGCAACCUCUUACCAAUCUGGCUAACAGAUUGUUUGACAAUGUGGAGAAGCUAGAUGACGCUGCUAAACAGCGCAAUCUGACACAGACAGAGACAUUUUACAAAGACACUAAGGUUAUCCUCCAAGAGGUCAUGGAUAGAAUGGCAUAAAUCUAUAAAAUCUGUUUGUCUGAUAAAAGGAAAGGUUGGUCGAUUAUUUGAAUGGACAAUAUAUGGUUACAAUUCUAGAUUUAUCAGUUUUGCAAAUUAAAAAAGCAGCUUAUUGUUCUUUUUUAGUAA
Ziziphus jujuba (common jujube) is the source of this 871-nucleotide messenger RNA. Its product is annotated as photosynthetic NDH subunit of lumenal location 3, chloroplastic. The transcript is spliced from 3 exons. NCBI's taxonomy places the organism in Eukaryota, Viridiplantae, Streptophyta, Magnoliopsida, Rosales, Rhamnaceae. The record is from RefSeq and is a predicted model, not a curated record. Gene Ontology annotation, molecular function: calcium ion binding. Gene Ontology annotation, cellular component: photosystem II; chloroplast; extrinsic component of membrane. Gene Ontology annotation, biological process: photosynthesis; photosynthetic electron transport chain. The coding region runs from base 77 to 742 and encodes 221 amino acids.